GCUGUGUGGUUUCUGCAUUCCCCGACAAAAAGGCCGUCAUUCGUCUGCAAAUGAAGCGCAUCGUCUUGCUAUCACUUGCAUCUGCAGCAAUAGCUGCUGCUUUUCACCUUCCAUCCGGUGAUCUGCACCUCUCAAGGCCGAGCAGGACUCAGGCGGCGAGUCUGAGGCGCCAUGCAGCCGCGAGGACCAGUCUUGUCAUGAAGCUGGCGGGCUCCAGCGCCCUCAUUGUGCAGAACAAGGGCGGCGGCCACGGCGAGUUGGGGUUCCAUCUGGCCAAGCAGCUGCGGGCAGCCGGGUGCACAGUGACGCUGCUCAACGACGGGCAGCCGACGGCCAAGCCGCCCUUCGACCACUACAAUGAGUUGGAGCAGGAGUAUGUGGACAUCGUGUGGACAGAUGUUAAGGCGCAGAGGGACCUCUCUUCGGUGCUCAAGGGCAAGACGUUCGACCUGGUCUUCGACAACUGGUCCAAGGACGAGGGCACGGUGCGGCCCAUCGCCGAGUUUGCGAAGAAGAACAACGUCAAGCACUACAUGUACGUGUCUUCCGGCGGCAUGUACCAGCCCACAGGGGAUGAGUUCCCCAUCCUUGAGAAGACCAAGGUCAAGGACGACUCGGGGCAGCGUCAGGUGGAGAAGACGCUCGAGGCGAUGAAGGUGCCGUGGACGUCCUUCAGGCCGCAGUACAUCUACGGGCCGUACACCAACAAGAGGGACUACCUUGACUUCUUCUUCGACCGCGUCACACACGGCCUGCCCAUACCCAUCCCCUACGAAGGAGCCACACUCACCACACUCACCAACGCAGAGGUCAAAGGCAAACACACACCGACAGAGGGAGGGAACUGGGUGGUGUGCUCUGAUGGCUUAUGUGGUGUUUUUCGCUGUGUCUGUGCGUGUGCGUGUGUGUGUAUGUGUGUAUGUGUGUAGGACGUGGCGUCGAUGUUGAUAUCUGCCGUCGGGAAGCAGUACGCCAUCGGAGAGGUCUUCAACUGCGCCAGCGACAGGUAUAUGACACCACACCCACCAGCAGGGCACAGGGUUUCCCAUGUUGUUCUGAUUGUGUAUGUGGGUGCUCAGGUACAUCAGCUAUGAGGGCAUCGUCAGGAUGGUGGCCAAGACAGUCGGCAAGGUGAGAACCACACACACGCACACGCAGAGACAGACAGAGAUCGCUUCACUUUUCCAUGUUUGUUUGUCUGUGUCACUCAGGAUCCAUCUGAAGCGGUCAAGAGCAUCGUGUACUACGACCCCAAGAGGGCCGCCCUGCCCAAGGGCGCCUUCCCCUUCCGCAACACACACUUCUGCGUCAACCCCGAGAAGGCCAAGCUCCUCCUGGAUUGGAGGCCCCAACACAGGCUCGAAGACGACCUCAAAUGGUCAGAGUGGCUUGCUCCACACACCGACCUCAGCCUGGCGUCACGUGCGUGUGUGUGUUUGCGUGCGUGGUGUGCAGGUAUUUCGCCGCGUACAGGUCUCUGGGCAAGCUGGCUGGCCAAGUGGACACAAGUGCAGAUGCCAAGGCGAUCGCCGCUCGCGCGUGAUGUGAAGAGAGAUACUUUCAGACAGACAGACAGCUGUGGGUGUUUCUGACACGAUUUUCAACCGUUGGUUGAGUGACAUUUUGCUGUUGCCCUUUCUGCCGCCCUUUCUCGCCUGCUACUUACACGUGAGCGCAUGUGCAUGGGUGACAUUUUGAUGGAUGGUUAAUACGCCGAGUGCUGAGGGAAGUGAAUCGAUCUCGGUGCCUGCUG
This is a messenger RNA of Vitrella brassicaformis, 1753 nucleotides long. The record is from the annotation of a GenBank genome assembly. NCBI's taxonomy places the organism in Eukaryota, Vitrellaceae.